Messenger RNA from Amyelois transitella, 2553 nucleotides. RefSeq names its product sorbitol dehydrogenase. The coding region runs from base 402 to 1151 and encodes 249 amino acids. The transcript has 8 exons. The record is from RefSeq and is a predicted model, not a curated record. Gene Ontology annotation, biological process: D-sorbitol catabolic process. Gene Ontology annotation, molecular function: L-iditol 2-dehydrogenase (NAD+) activity. Lineage: Eukaryota; Metazoa; Arthropoda; Insecta; Lepidoptera; Pyralidae.
AUAAUAUUAUUAUUGUUAUAAGAUUGCAAUCAUGCUGGUUAAAUAAUAAGUAAGUAGUUACAAUUCAUUCCCGUGCAAGUAAGGAAGUGUGUUAGAAUAAAAUGGCGGAAAAAAAUUAUGCAGCUGUUCUCUACGGACCUAUGGAUCUGAGAGUUGUGGAGUGGCCCGUUCCAGAAAUAGGCGAAAAGGAUGUGUUGAUCAAGAUGGAUUGUGUGGGCAUCUGCGGGUCUGACGUGAAGCUGUACCACACAGGGCGGUGCGGGCUCGAGACCUUGGUGGACCCCAUUGUGGUGGGCCACGAGGGCGCAGGCUAUGUUGUGAAGAUGGGCUCCAAAGUGGAGAACUUGCAGCUGGGCGACCGCGUGGCCGUCUAGCCGACGCAGCCCUGCCGCGCCUGCGCGAUGUGCAAGCGGGGGCGGUACAACGUGUGCGACACCCCCGCCUACUGCUCCACCACCGGCGCACAUGGCAACCUUUGUGUUUAUUACAAGCACGUAGCUGACUUCUGUCACAAAAUCCCGGACAAUUUAUCGAUGGAAGAAGGCGCGGCCAUUCAGCCAGUGGCCAUAGCGACACACGCGUGCAACCGAGCCGGAAUCAAACUUGGGACCGAGCUGGUCAUAUUCGGCGCUGGGCCUAUUGGAGUAUUGUGCGCCAUCACUGCCAGAGCGAUGGGAGCAACAAAGAUACUGAUGACAGAUGUAGUCCAGUCCCGCCUCGACGCAGCCAAGGCUAUGGGAGCUGACCUAACUUUGCUGGUGACGAAAGACCAGACAGACAAACAGACAGCAGACACCAUAUUGAGCAUGAUGGGGUGCCGGCCUGACGUCACUAUAGACGCGUGUGGGUUUGCGAGUGCGCAGAGAGUAGCUCUGAUGAUUACCCGGACGGGCGGUGUGCUGACCAUAGUGGGAAUCGGCGGCGAGACGACGGAGCUGCCGCUCAACGGGGCUGUGCUGCGGGAGGUCGACAUCAGGGGCUCCUACCGCAUCGCCAACACGUACCCAGCGGCUCUGGCUGCUGUCUCGCGCGGUCUCAUCGACCUCAAGCCUUUCAUAACGCACCACUUUCCGCUGCAACUGUCGCGGGAAGCCAUAGAGUAUGCGAGGACAGGGGAAGCUAUGAAGAUCAUCAUACAUGUGCAGGAAUAAUACGUUCCGUCUUCAAAAGAAUUUUCUCACUUAAUUUAUUUUUAAAAUGACCGGAUGAAUAAAAUAUUUAUAACGUACAAAAUGGACAAAUUGUGUAUCGAUUAGGUAAUGAACGCUAACCAUUAUUGAUACUGAUAUAAAAUUUAAUCCUUAUGUUUGUGAGACAGUUCGCUCUGUUUACCCCGUUUGGGAUAAAGACGUGAUAAUAUGUAUAUAUAUGACAUGACUUAUGCUUGGCUGUCAGAGUUAUAUAUAGCGCUGUUAUUUCUUAUCAUUAUGUGUUAUAGGUUAAGACGAUACCGUCUCUUGUCAAGUUAAAUCGUGUGUAUUUAAACCUCGACAUUUUGUCUGUUUUGUUGAACGAUGGAGCCGAAAAAGUGAAGUUAUCAUUGUGAAGUAACAGAAGCUGUUUUGUGUUUAUUGAUAUCCAAGUGUUGAGGAAUAUAUAUAUAUAUAUAUAUAUAUAUAUAUAUAUAUAUAAUAUCCGGAUAAGGAACAGCGCGAUAAGGGAAUGCUGUGAUGUGAAAGAAGAUGUAAUUACAGUAAUAGAAAAGGGUAUGUUAAGAUGGUUCGGUCUUAUAGAGAGGAACAAUGAAAGCAGGUUCACUAAGCAGACAUACAAGGAGAGUGUGAACGUAUCUUGAUUAAAUUAAAGACGUCCUGGUAAAGGGUCAGGUCAAAAGUACCCGAAACCGCCGAGCUUGCAUGAAGAGUUAUGAAUGUGGAUGAAGCGAAGGAAGUAUGCAGAGAUCGUGGCAAGUGGAAAGAGGUAGUCUCUGCCUACCCCUCCGGGAAAGAGGCGUGAUUUUAUGUAUGUAAGUGUUGAACCAUCACAAAGACCAAGUAGUCAGAUAAAACUAACUAUUGUACCUAACUUUUUGAAACAACUUCGAUAGGUAUUCCGUUGGUAUGGUUUAUAAAUUAAACAAUUAACUUUAAAAAUCAAUUCAAUUUAUUAAUUCGUUAAUAUUAAAUUAAUAAUACUUAUUCGUUGGGCAAUUUGACAUAAAAAGGAUUUAAUUUCAAAAAUUUAAUCACUAAAAAAUCGUUUGAGGUAAUAUAAAAAAGUACUUAAAAUUAAUCUCGACCAGCAAGUUAAGGGUUUUAUAUCUAACUCACAAAAUAUUUGCUAUCUGAAUCUCAGUUCCAUCAUUGUGCUAUGAGGUCAGACUGGAGAUCUUUAUGUUUACCUCUUCAAUCCUGGGAUUCUGAUUAAAAGCUGAAAGUCUUGAAUCCUGGACGAAACGAAACACGGGGACACAUCAUUCCUUAUAUUCACCAUUUAUUUAUGUUAUUUCUAUGGUCUUAUAUUAUUAUUGAUUUUAUGGAAAACUAAUAAUACUAUAUGCCGUGUGGUUCCCGGCACCAAUACAAAAAAGAAUAGGACCACUCCAUCUCUUUC